CAAUAGAAAGUUGACCCUCAAAGGUAAGGCUAUAAAACCCCAUCUGCCACCCCCACCCUCCAAAUACAAUAAACCAUUCAACAACAACAACACAAAAUCAAAGCUGAAAAUGAAAACAGUGUCCUCCUCCAAUAAGCCAUACCUCCUUACCCUUAUCAGCAUCAUAAUCAUCGCACUUCUUCUGACCUUCAUGCUAGCUCAUGGCGCUGAUCUCCACCCCACCACUCUGGGAGAUGGUGACGAGAGCUUGGGAGAGAGAUGUGAAGAGGGCGUUGGAGAAGAAGGUGAAGAGUGCUUGACCAGAAGAACCCUCCAAGCCCAUCUUGAUUACAUCUACACACAACCUCAUCCACCCCACCUCCCCUUCCCCUAGCCAGCCCCGAUGUCCCAAUUAUCUGUGCUUUUCUUUCUUUCUUUCUCCCUUUUCAAGCAAAAGGAAGAGCAUGAUUGAUUGCACCCAAGUUAUAUAGUUAACAAUAAGAGGAGAAAGUAUCUUCAAUUAGCAUAUGGAAAGACAUGGAUGUUCAUGAUUAGCUCGAGGUCUGCAACAAAAGUGCCUCUGCUAAUGAUGAAUUCCCACAGACUUGAGGGAGAAAGCUGCAAAGCAAAAUUCUUCUUACACAAAUCCUCUGCUAACUUUGUGUGGCUUCCAUCAAUUUUACAACUGCACGCCUAGUCUCCUAACAAACUAGCUCGUAGCUAGCUAGCUAACGGCAGCUGUGUCAUCUUGAUCUUUCUAUUCUGAUCCAAGCAAAGCAAUCUCCGCAAGCUGCGAUAUGAUACACAAUCCUACAUGCCACACCAUUCGUCUAGAUAAAGAAAAGGGGAAUGCAGCAUUCACAUGUUCGAACCAUAAAAAUUAAAUGGCAUAGAAAUGAAAGCCUGAGCUUGGA
Messenger RNA from Linum trigynum, 893 nucleotides. Lineage: Eukaryota; Viridiplantae; Streptophyta; Magnoliopsida; Malpighiales; Linaceae. The record is from the annotation of a GenBank genome assembly.